Rhagoletis zephyria (snowberry fruit fly) is the source of this 3873-nucleotide messenger RNA. NCBI's taxonomy places the organism in Eukaryota, Metazoa, Arthropoda, Insecta, Diptera, Tephritidae. The record is from RefSeq and is a predicted model, not a curated record.
AUGAGCAGCAAAAAGUCAACACCUAAAUCGUCCAAAAAGACAGAGAAAAAGUCAAACAAGAAGAGUAAGAAGAAAAAACCACAAAAGCCAAAGUCGGGUCGAAAGAGCAACAAGAUAAGCAACAAAAGAAGCAAAAAGCCGAACACUUCAGCGAAACCGCGUUCUGCAAAGAAGCACACUCCAAAAGGAGGCAAUCGACGCUCUCGAAAAGGCAAAACUCAGAAGCAGACAAUGAAGCCAGCGGCCACCGUGGAUCAAAAGAUGGCCAAGACUGGCCGUCGAAGCAAGGGCGGAAAGCCUCGCCGAGUGCUGGUGGCCGGCUCGCACGGCGGCAGCAAGUACCUCCACAAUGGCAUCUCCACGGCCAAGUACCACCCGGUCACCUUUCUGCCCAUCUUCCUCUUUGAGCAGUUCCAGCGCUACUCCAACAUCUUCUUUCUCGCCACGGCGCUUAUGCAGCAGAUACCCAACGUCUCGCCUACGGGAAGAUACACCACCAUCUUCCCGCUCGCCUUCAUCCUCCUCUGCUCGGCGGUGAAGGAGAUCUACGAGGACUUCAAACGCCACAAGGAGGACUGGGCGGUCAAUCGGACCGAGGCAGAGAUCUUAAGUCGAAAUGCAACCGCCAGCAGCGGUGGUGGUGGUGCAAGUCGGGUGGUAAAGCGUCACUGGAAGGACAUUGCCGUCGGUGAUCUGCUGCUGCUCCGCCAGAAUGGCUACUUUCCCGCCGACUGUGUUCUGCUCUCCUCAAAUGAGCCCAGUGGAAUCUGCUACAUCGAAACGGCGAACCUCGACGGCGAGACGAACCUCAAGGCACGCUCCUCCCUUGCAAUCACCGACGCCUACUGCUCAAAGGUGCACAAGAAGACGGGAGUGAAGAUGGUGGCGCCCAAGGCGAUCUUUGCCUCGCCGCUGACCACCGCCCUGAUCGAGUGCGACCAGCCGAACAAAAAGCUGUACGAGUUCAAGGGCAAACUGAAGCUGGAGAGCGGCGAGGAGGUCCCGAUCGGCCCGGACAACGUCCUUCUGCGAGGCGCGAAACUGCGCAACACCGAGUGGGCCGUCGGCGCCGUCGUCUACACAGGCCACGAGACGAAGCUGAUGAUGAACUACAGCACCGAAUCCGCUCCUCUGAAGCGUUCGGCCAUCGAGAAGGAGACCAACGGGCACAUCCUCGCCCUGCUGGCCAUCCUCCUCCUGAUCUGCAUCGUCUCGGCGAUCUUCGCCGUCCGCUGGACUUCGGCCAACGCCGCCCGUCACUGGUACCUUGUGGGCCUGGGGGAGAAAGGCUUCCUCCUCUACCUCUGCACCUUCAUCAUCCUCUACAACAACCUGAUACCCAUCUCGCUGCAGGUCACGCUGGAGAUGGUCCGCGUCAUUCAGGCACACUUUAUCAACAGCGACCUGGAGCUGUACGACGAGGAGACGGACACGCCGGCUCAGGCGAGGACCAGCAACCUGAAUGAGGAGCUCGGCCAGGUGCGGUACAUCCUCUCGGACAAGACCGGGACGCUGACACGGAACAUCAUGGACUUUAAGAAGUGCUCCAUCGGCGGGCGAAUCUACGACGACAGCAAGUUUGGCCUGCUGCUGGAGAAGAUUGCCGCGAAGGAGGCGGGCACCGACUGGGAGAAGAUCCGCGAGUUCCUCGUCCUCCUCGCCGUCUGCCACACCGUCAUUCCGGAGCCGACGGGCAAGGAGACCGGACCACGCUUCACCUACUCCGCCUCCAGUCCGGAUGAGGCGGCGCUGGUGUCCGGGGCGCAGAAGAUCGGCUUCGAGUUCGUCCAGCGAACGCCCACUGAGGUGAUCAUCCAGGCGAUGGGGGUGACGGAGCGCUACGAGGUUCUGACCAUUCUGGAGUUCAAUUCGGACCGGAAGCGCAUGUCGGCGAUUGUCCGAACGCCGGCCGGUCGCAUAAAGCUGUACAUCAAGGGAGCCGACUCCAUCAUCGCCAAGCGCCUCAGCCCGGCCUCGGUGCAGGAGUUUGCCGCCACUGAGGCCGCCUUGACCGUCUUCGCCACCGAGGGCCUUCGAACGCUGUGCGUCGCCUCGGCGGACCUCACCGAGGAGCGCUACGCCGCCUGGGAGAAGAAGUACAACGACGCCCUCUCACUGCCCAAAACCAGCGAGAGCGAGGAAAGCGGAAAGAAUGGAGGAAAAAGCCGCGACGAGAUCAUCAACGAGGUCUCCUCGGAGAUCGAGACCAAUCUGACGCUGCUGGGGGCGACUGCCAUCGAGGACAAGCUGCAGGUGGGCGUGCCGGAGACGAUUGAGACGCUGAUGCGAGCGGGCAUCAGCAUUUGGAUGCUCACCGGGGACAAGCAGGAGACGGCCAUCAACAUCGGCUACAGCUGUCGGCUGCUGAAGAGCGUCCAGGCGGUGGAGUGCUACCACAUCAUCAAUGAGGACAGCACCGAGCGGACGUUGGAGUCGAUUCAGGUGGCUGAGGAGAAGCUAAGGGCCCACCCCGCCGAUUUUACCCUGGUCAUUGAUACCAAAUCGCUCAACUUUGCCCUGCUGCCCGAGGUGCAGCCCGCCUUCAUGGCCCUCUCCCUGAAGUGCCGCUCCGUCAUCUGCUGCCGCGUGACGCCCUCGCAGAAGGCGGAGGUCACAAACGCAGUCAAACAGGCCACCGGGCAGAUCACGCUCGGCAUCGGCGACGGCGCCAACGACGUGGCCAUGAUCCGCGCGGCGAACGUCGGCGUGGGCAUCAGCGGCCGUGAAGGCUUGCAGGCGGUCUACUCCGCCGACUACGCAAUCGGCCAGUUCCGCUUUCUGGCUCGCCUGUUGCUCGUCCACGGCAGCUGGAACCUGAGCCGCGUCUGCAAGCUGAUCCUCUACUCCUUCUACAAGAACAUCGUCCUCUACGUCAUUGAGCUGUGGUUCGCCACGGUGACGGCCUUCAGCGGUCAGGCGGGCUUCGAGCGCUGGUCACUCUCCCUCUACAACCUGCUCUUCACGGCGGCGCCGCCGAUGAUGUUGGGCCUCUUUGACCGCGCCUGCAGCGCCGAAAUGCUCCUCGACAACCCGGAGCUGUACAGCGAGCAGUGGGGAGCGGUCUUCAACGUCCGCCUCUUCUGGUUCUGGAUCGGCUCCGCGAUUUGGCACUCGCUGGUCCUCUUCUGGCUCACCUACUUUACCUUCCGCCAUGAGACGCUGUGGGAGAAUGGGAAGAGCGAUGGAGGCGGCUUCUGCUUUGCCAACAUUCUCUUCACCUAUGUUGUGAUCACGGUGUGCAUGAAGGCCGCCCUAGAGACCGCCUGCUGGAACGUCAUCACCCACUUCGCCGUGUGGGGCUCCAUCGGCGCCUGGUUCCUCUUCCUCCUCAUCUACGCCCGCGUCUGGCCCGCCCUGCCCUUCGGCGCCGACAUGGCCGACCUCGACGCGGCCAUCUUCUCCACCUGGCUCUUCUGGCUGGCCCUCCUCGUCAUCCCCUUCGUCGCCGUCCUGGUGGACAUCGUCGUGAAGCUGAUAAUGCGCACCUGCUUCAAGUCGCUCGCCGACAAGAUCAUCGAGCUGGAGCUGGCGCGCGAGUCGGCCUCCAAGCUGGCGCUCACCAACCCCGAGACGAUGCGCGAGCGGGCGCGGGCGCUGGUGCUCAACCUGAUCAGCAGCUCGCAUGCUGAAAGCGGUGGCCAGCUGCCUUCUCCGGCCACGGUGACCACCACCACCCGCAUGGCGCUGGUGCCGGGCGACGGCGAGCAGACGGUGCUCUCCCCGGUCACUGACGCGCAGAUUGACGCCGCCCACGGGUACUCCUUCUCGCAGGUGGAGGGCGGCGGAGAGCUCUCGCAGAGCAACGUCAUUCGCAUGUACCGCACGGCGCUGAAGAAGCGCAUUCCGCCGCCGCUCACCGACGGGGACAAGUAA